AUGCCUAUCGACCUCGCCCAACAUAUCCGGAACAUUCCCGAUUUUCCCAUACCCGGGGUCCAGUUCAAGGACAUCACCUCGCUGCUCCUGUCUCCGGACGCUUUCAACGAGACCAUCGCCCGAAUGGUGGACUUGGCUGCCGAAGCUCGUGUGGACCGCCUGGCGGCCGUCGAUUCCCGUGGGUUCAUCUUCGCCGCGCCGAUGGCCACGCGGAUGGGACUGCCGCUGGUAUUGCUGCGCAAGGCGGGCAAACUCCCCGGCGCCACCCUGUCGUACGAUUACAACCUGGAAUACGGGCAGGCAUCCCUGGAAGUUCACGCCGACGACGUUCCGUCGGGGGCGCGCGUGCUGAUCAUUGACGACCUGGUGGCGACGGGCGGCAGCCUGAAGGCCGCCGCCGCCCUGAUCGAAAAGGCCGGCGGUGAAACUGCCGGCAUCGGCGUAGUGAUUGAACUCAUUGGUCUCGGAGGCCGGGAGGCCCUGGCCGACUACGACCUUUUCUCAUUGGUUACAUUCGAAGUCGACGAAUAG
Molecule: messenger RNA, 531 nt
Organism: Geodia barretti
Lineage: Eukaryota; Metazoa; Porifera; Demospongiae; Tetractinellida; Geodiidae
Source: the annotation of a GenBank genome assembly